Messenger RNA from Aspergillus caelatus, 2678 nucleotides. RefSeq lists its product as uncharacterized. The record is from RefSeq and is a predicted model, not a curated record. The transcript is spliced from 7 exons. Gene Ontology annotation, molecular function: DNA binding; DNA-binding transcription factor activity, RNA polymerase II-specific; zinc ion binding. NCBI's taxonomy places the organism in Eukaryota, Fungi, Ascomycota, Eurotiomycetes, Eurotiales, Aspergillaceae. Gene Ontology annotation, biological process: DNA-templated transcription; regulation of DNA-templated transcription. Bases 29 to 2563 code for a protein of 844 amino acids.
CCCUUCCGCUAUAAAACUAUCCUACACAAUGUCUGAACACAACAAAGAUAUCCGUCCUCUUCAACGCUUUGUCACUACUCAUAACGACAAUGGCCAAGCCAUCUUUUCCAAUCGUCUUUCUGAAGAUAUGCCCGUUCAAAAUGUCGACCAGGUUACCUUCGGUCUUGCCUAUACUUCGGAGCAAUUCCCUUCCCAGUUGUCGGCCGAUGCAGAUAUUGACAGCUAUGAACGCCGUCUCGCCUCCCCACCAGGGUUGAGCAUCUCCACGGGUACCGUUUGCCGUAUUGUGGAUAUGCCACCCAACACAAUCAGUCCAAUGCAUCGGACAGUCUCGCUAGACUAUGGCGUCGUCCUAGAAGGGGAGGUCGAGCUUCUACUCGACAGUGGUGAGAAGCGACUAUUAAAGAGAGGAGAUGUUGCCGUGCAACGGGCUACGAACCAUGCCUGGCGGAACGUUACUCCCAACCAGGGCUGGUCUCGUAUCGAUCUCCUACGUCGGCAUGCCCGAGGACACUUCGCCGGUCAAAGAGACACCAGACUCUCCACCGCCUUAACCAUGCGAGGGCGGGUGUCACGAGCCUGCAAGAAUUGUGCUCUGUCCAAGCUGAAGUGCGAUGACCAAAAGCCCUGUCGUCGAUGUGUCAAGCGAAACCUCGAGUGUCAUUGGCCUCAGGAUGAGAGAACACCUGAUGCUGCAGACCCACAGGACCGAUCCAUGGCGGAGUCUUCUGACUCAGGUGAGCAGGUUGAUGAUACCGCCAUCCCUCACUCACAGGAAGAACCAGCUCCACAGGAUUUCUCAGUGGGUCUUAUGGACGAUUUUUACUCUGCUGCUGAAGAAGUGAUUGAUCAGGCGUUCCUGGAGAAUAACAGGUUACCUUUAAUGAGCCCCAACGAGUACGAUUACUUUGGCGGGAAUAUCAGCCCCGAGCUGGGGUUAACCGAGGCCGACUUGGAGUUUCUAGCAUCUCUCAAUAAUCACGACCUAGCUCAUGAACGACCAAACACCACAACUCAAUACUCAACUCAGCGCAGUGUCCCCGAAGCUUUGGGGUUGAUGGACAAGGAGGCAUAUCACAACUCCCCUCUGUCCAAUUGGACUCCUCGCAGCGAAGACAACGCAUACAUGGAUCAGCAGUAUCUAUCCGUGCCAAAACAUCUCGAUCGGUCGAUAUCAUCCGGUAAUGCCGAGGCGAGGGUGUUCUCUGAGUGUCUAUCAAAGGAAGGUCGCGAUAAAGCGUUUUCCAUAUUCGUUCAGUACGAAAAUGAUAAUAGCAACACACGCAAUUUGCGUCAGGGACAGGCAUAUGCUCUGACCUUACAGAUUGGGCUGUGGAGUGGUGAUAAACGACGCGUCGAAAUCGCAGAGAGCUUUGCACAACCCAUUCUGACGAUGCUGCGCCGAGCUUCCCAUUUCCGAAGCGAAGGGUACCCCAUCAUUACACCCACGGUGGUAGAUGAUGAAGAAACGCUGAAUCAGAAAUGGCAUCACUGGGUCGAGUCAGAAUCCUACAAACGAGUCGUGUACCAUCUCUUUAUCCAUGACGUGCAGUCGUCCUUUCGGCUGUCCACGCACGCACUGCUCUCAUACGGUGAUCUAGAGCUACCCUUCCCUUGUUCCCGCAAGCUGUGGAACGCAAAAUCAGCUUCCGAGUGGGGAUACAUAUACCUGCAGGAGUUUCCUCAUGCCCCGGAGGCCUUCCCAUCCCUUGCAGGUGUCCUGCGAGACCCAUCGACACUCGGUCUAUUACCCCGUCAGAUUGACUUCCCCUUAGCAGCGUUUAUCUCAGUGCACGGGAUGUCGCUCAUGGUAGCCGACUGCAAUCGUACGCGCCAUAGCCUACACCGUCCAUGGACCGGUCUACUCUUUCAGUCAUGGCAGCGCGAAUUGGAACAAGAGCUAGAUCAGUUUAACAUCGCGAUCGUAGAGCCAUUGCAUGAAUCUGUCCCUGCCGUGUCCCUAAUUCAUCAAGCUGCCUGUCUCUCUUUGUACCUACCGCUUGGUAUACUCGAGAGAUAUGCAGGAAAGGAAGGUGAGAAACGGUCUGCCGAUGUGUACGAGCUCUUUAUCCAACACAUCAAUCCGAGUCAUUUACGGCAAGCCGCAUGGCAUGCAGGUCAGAUACUACGCAUCGCUAAAUAUAUACCCCCGGGUCUGCUGACUGGGUUCUGCGCCACGUGUUUAUACUUCGCCGCGCUUGCUCUUUGGACAUACAGCACGGUGACGGCGCCGGAGGGGUCUUCGGGUCGAGACCUUCGGGCUGAAUUGGCGGUUCAACACGGUACUUUUUUCUUAGAUGGAGAAGGCAGCCCCAGUGGUGCAGUGCGUCGUUUUGUCAUUUCCGGUCAAGGAAUCCCUGCCCUGUCAUCUGGGAAUGGUCCCGCUUACCUCGAGAAUCAAGCCGCCGUGAUGCGCUUGUUCCAGCAGGUAUUACGAUCGAAAUAUCCGAGUCAAGCUAUCCCUCAACAAGCCCAGACUCUGUAUCAUGCCUUUUCAGCUCUUGGAAGCAUACGGAGAGCAAAGGAACAUGAAAUCCCGAACAAGAAGCUGCCUCCAGAUUAGGUAUCGGCAGUGCCUCCGUUCUGGCGCAGAAUUUCUCAUUUGAUCUUAUGCUUUGCUUCCUGUUAUGCUUCUCCCUGGUGGAGAAAUCUGUACUAGCUAUGUCAUUUAUUUGUAU